AUGUCUCUUUCUUUGUUCAAUAGUAUUCUUCUCUUAUUCUCUUUGUUAUUAGCAUCCCCUACCUCCCAGCUACAACUACACGAGAAGCACCACCACCAACGCCAUGGUAGCGGCUUAAAAUCACUCCGAUUCACACUAUACGUACACGAAACAUUCAACAAGACGGCCUACUUCAUAGUAAAAGGUGUCACGGGGUCAAGUGGUAUAACCACAACAUCCAACCCCUUUGGCUCUCUUUUUGCCUUCAAUGACCCUCUUAACGAAACACCCGAUCCAUCCUCCAAGGUCAUUGGCUACACGGAGGGCUCCUCGGUCACUUCGAGUUUUGAUGGAGAGCGCACCACAGGCAUUUCAAGGAUUACAUUGAACUUGAAAGGCUACAAAGGUGAACUCUUGAAUGUUGGUACUGCUCAUUACACCCAAGUUUCGGAACUUCCUUUUAUUGGUGGGACAGGAGAUUUUAGAUUUGUACAAGGUUACAUGACCACUUCAGUUGUUGAUCUAAGUGCUCCCACAACUUGUUACAAGCUUGACUUUAAUCUCUUUUGGCCUCCUUAUGCAGCUCUAGCGCACUACUAG
Molecule: messenger RNA, 579 nt
Organism: Chenopodium quinoa (quinoa)
Lineage: Eukaryota; Viridiplantae; Streptophyta; Magnoliopsida; Caryophyllales; Amaranthaceae
Product: dirigent protein 1-like
Exons: 1
Coding region: 1-579 (192 amino acids)
Source: RefSeq, a predicted model, not a curated record